Molecule: messenger RNA, 944 nt
Organism: Mesitornis unicolor (brown roatelo)
Lineage: Eukaryota; Metazoa; Chordata; Aves; Mesitornithiformes; Mesitornithidae
Product: magnesium transporter NIPA2-like
Exons: 4
Biological process (GO): magnesium ion transport
Cellular component (GO): membrane
Molecular function (GO): magnesium ion transmembrane transporter activity
Source: RefSeq, a predicted model, not a curated record
GGCAAGGAGGCCACGCGUACCUGCAGGAAUGGCUUUGGUGGGCCGGGCUGCUGUGCAUGGGAGUUGGAGAAGCGGCAAAUUUUGCUGCCUAUGCCUUUGCCCCUGCAACGCUAGUAACUCCACUGGGUGCUCUAAGUGUCCUUGUUAGUGCAGUUCUGUCUUCCACAUUCCUGAGUGAGCAGCUGAAUGUUCAUGGGAAGAUUGGCUGCAUCCUCAGUAUCCUGGGCUCCACAGUGAUGGUGAUCCAUGCUCCCCAGGAAGAAGAGGUUUCCAGCCUGGAGUCAAUGGCAGAGAAGCUGAAAGAUCCAGGAUUCAUUGUAUUUGCUGUGUGUGUCCUGGUGAGCUCCCUUCUGCUCAUCUUUGUGGCUGGACCCCGUUACGGACAGAGCAACGUCCUGGUUUAUGUUCUGGUCUGCUCUGCCAUCGGCUCGCUUUCCGUGUCCUGUGUCAAAGGCUUGGGGAUUGCCCUGAAAGAACUCUUUUCUGGGAAGCCAGUCCUGAAGGAACCACUGGGCUGGGUGCUCCUGGUGUGCCUGGUGAUCUGCAUCAGCGUCCAGAUCAACUACCUGAACAAAGCCCUGGACAUCUUCAACACAUCCGUGGUCACCCCCAUCUACUACGUGCUGUUCACCACGGCAGUCAUGAUGUGCUCUGCCAUCCUCUUCAAGGAGUGGCAGCACAUGGUGCUAGCCAACAUCAUCGGCACCAUCAGCGGCUUCCUCACCAUCGUGUCCGGCAUCUUCCUCCUGCACGCCUUCAGGGACAUGCCCUUCCCCCCCGACCUCCUGCCCCUCUUCCUGCAGCAGGGCAGGGCAGACCUGCAUGCCUCGUGGAGGAGCGUGGACAGACAUCAGUCGUACCAGCACCAGCCUCUCCUCCCCUCGGAGGACAAAGGCUUUCAGAGCACACAGGAGGAAGAGGAGGAGGAAGGUGAAAGCGUGUGA